CCGAGGGCACCGGGGUGGGAAAAGCGUGGGCCUGGGUCGGGGUUUCUUUUCUCUUUUCUAUCGUUCUCGAAAUUCGCCCAAGUCAAACAGGGGUACUAUUUAUGAGGGUGGGGGUACAUUGUUGAAGUAGGUCGAAAUCAACGAUUCUUCAGAUCAUUUGUGCGUUCAAACUUCAAACCCACGCGAUCCUUCGCUGAUCCACAUAUCUCAAUGGCUCCCGCCGCCGUCAACCGAUGGCUGCGGCCCGAGGUUUACCCUCUCUUCGCCGCCGUAGGUGUGGCCGUUGGGAUCUGUGGGAUGCAAUUGAUUCGGAACAUCUCCACUAACCCUGAAGUCAGGGUUACCAAGGAAAACCGCACUGCUGGCAUACUGGAGAAUUUCGCAGAAGGAGAGAAAUAUGCUCAACAUGCUGUCAGAAAGUUUGUUCGCAACAGGUCUCCGGAGAUCAUGCCAUCCAUCAAUGGCUUCUUCACCGACCCUGAAUGAAAUAUUUCAGUCGCAUUAUGAACCCACAUUGGGUUGGUUGCUUUCGCAGCUUCUAUUUUUCUAACCUUGCCGGUUAGAACUGUUUCUAAAUGGAUGUAAGAUGCAAUUCUUAUGAAACUAAUUGAACUUAUAAGCAUGUGUGGUUGAAAUGUUUGAAUAAAUACAAGUUGUUGAGACAUUGAGUAUAUUUGCAUCUUGAUGUGUAUUCUCUCCGUACCUUUAUGUAGCAUUUGUUAAUUCUGUCAUUGAUCUUGGAGAUGGGAGUGGUAUGGGAAUCAAAUUUUUAGGUUUAG
Messenger RNA from Cuscuta campestris, 779 nucleotides. Lineage: Eukaryota; Viridiplantae; Streptophyta; Magnoliopsida; Solanales; Convolvulaceae. The record is from the annotation of a GenBank genome assembly.